AAAAAACCCCUACUUUGUGUUUUUUGAGAUAAGAUAAGAGAUAGAAAACCUCUACUUUGUUAGUUUGUCUGUUUUUGAAAGGGAAUCUUAUCCGUGAUCGCUGGGGCAACUAGCCACUCCUUUUACUGCAUCAUUUCAAGGUCGUUGGUGGUAUGAAAGGUAUUUCAGAAUGUAUUUCAAAGUUAAUAAGGCCGUCCGGUAAGAGAAGGACGUCAGACAAAACAAACCUUCCAUGCCGUCGAUUUUCACUGGCUGAGAUCAAGACAGCCACCAAUAACUUCGAUGAUAAUUUAUUCAUUGGUGAGUGGAAUUAUAGGAAAGUAUACAAGGGGUUUAUUGACGACCCUACAAUAAGCGUUGCCAUAAAGUGUGUGAAUACCAAGACAAUGCCGGGUUCGGACUGGUUAAGGAACGAGGUUCUGUUGCUUUGCCAGUUACACCACCCUAACCUCCUCCGUCUCAUCGGAUAUUGUAUCGAAGAUAAACUCCAGGAGUUCCUUGUCUACGAAUUCAUGGUCAAUGGAAACCUUGGAAACCACCUCUACGGCACUAACCACCAUGAACCCCUCCCGUGGAAACAAAGACUUAAGAUUUGCAUUGGAGUGGCGCGUGGGCUGCACUACCUUCACACUGGGGUGAAGCAUACUAUCAUCCACCGUAACGUGAAGACGCAAAAAAUUCUGUUGGACGAGAAUUUGGAGCCCAAGUUGUCAGAUUUUGGGUUGUCCAAGAAGGGUCCCCCAAGUUUGUCAAAGGCUUUAAUUAGGCUGGAAUCUAGGGUGGUGGGAACUCUAGUCUAUUUGGAUCCCGAGUAUUGCAUGAGCGGAGAGCUGACCGAUAAAUCAGAUGUCUACUCUCUUGGUGCGGUACUGUUGGAAGUCCUCUGUGGCAGAAAGGCAUACGGAAAAAAAUCUGAAAUGGAAGAACCGAUACAUCUGAUUAGGUGGGCUCAAAGUAGCAAACGAGAAGGGGCCAUUAAUGAGAUAGUUGAUCCGUAUCUUAUGGGAAAGAUAACUCCAGAGUGUUUUAAGAUAUACAUUGACAUUGCCACUGCUUGUGUGCGACGGGGAGCCAAACAUCGACCCAACAUGGGUGAAGUGCAGGCAGGCCUUGAACAUGCAUUGGAGAUACAAGAGAGUGCAGAUGCUACGAGCAAGAAUGUGGAUCCAACUGGUGAUUAUAACUAUCCCAUUGAUGAAUACAUCUGUAAUGAUUCUCCAGAUGACACUUCUUCGAUGGAGAUGGGGUGGAAUAGCUUCAGAGGAGAGAGUUUUGCAUCUACUGAAGAAUUGUCCUUGGACACCACCAUGCCAAGCGGUCAAAUAUGAUUAACCACAGACAAUUCACAAGUAUGUUUUUCAGUUUUAGAUUGGUUUUAUCUUUAUAUUACGUUUUAUUACUGAUGGCGUUUAUGGUCUGUGUAAUUGCUGAGAAAUUGUGGCAAAAGAGACAACCAUGAAGUGUUAUUGGGAUGGGGAAAACACAAACUUUUCCUUUACCUAAAGUUAUUGGGAUAGGGAAUCCUGAUGUUUAAAUAGUUUGUUGCGAUAUUUUUUAUUCCUAUGCUAUGUAAUACUCCUUGUACUGAGUCGUUCACUAUAGAAUUCAUUACUAAGUUGAUAUUUAUGAUGUGCUGAUGUGGUAAGUUUAUAUAA
This is a messenger RNA of Quercus robur (English oak), 1655 nucleotides long. RefSeq names its product receptor-like protein kinase FERONIA. The transcript has a single exon. Bases 153 to 1328 code for a protein of 391 amino acids. Gene Ontology annotation, molecular function: ATP binding; transmembrane receptor protein tyrosine kinase activity. The record is from RefSeq and is a predicted model, not a curated record. NCBI's taxonomy places the organism in Eukaryota, Viridiplantae, Streptophyta, Magnoliopsida, Fagales, Fagaceae. Gene Ontology annotation, cellular component: plasma membrane; plasmodesma. Gene Ontology annotation, biological process: protein autophosphorylation.